Messenger RNA from Helobdella robusta, 249 nucleotides. RefSeq lists its product as hypothetical. Gene Ontology annotation, molecular function: protein dimerization activity. The record is from RefSeq and is a predicted model, not a curated record. The transcript has a single exon. The annotation marks the transcript as partial. NCBI's taxonomy places the organism in Eukaryota, Metazoa, Annelida, Clitellata, Rhynchobdellida, Glossiphoniidae.
GACGUAUUUCCAAAUCUGCGAAUUUCGCCACAAAUUUUUUUGACAAUAGCAGUUUCAAUUGCAAGCUGUGAGCGAUCAUCCAGCAAAUUGAAACUUAUUUUAUCGUGUCUGCGUGCAUCAAUGGGACAAGAUUGUCUCAGUGAUCUUGCUCUUCUCAGCGCUGAAAGAGAAACAUUGGAAAUGACAGAUUUGAAUAAAAUAAUUGAUCAGUUUGCGACAAUAAAAUCUAGAAAAAUAAAUCUAUUGUAA